CCAUCUUAUCCCCCUCACGCUCUAAGCACCCGCAUCCCUCUCUAGUAAUUCUCCGGCCAGCACCCCUCUAGCGCAUCCAUCAGUCUCCGGCAAUACUCAGGCGGUCCAACUAGCCACGAACAGCUCGUGCGACGUCUCCCAGUUGUUCUUCUCCGGCCAACGUACUACAACGGCGCUAGAAGAAAAUUCAUUUUAGAGGAGGCUCACGGUUGUCUCUGGAUUUUACUAUGACAAAGACUUUGGGCCUUCCGUUCCAACCACUGAAAUCACCUGUGCAAAAGUUUGAAGGACUCAAGUUCAUAAGGCGUCAAGGGCCAAAAAUGCAGCUCACACUCACUCAACCUGAUGAUUGGCAUCUUCAUCUUCGUGAUGGUGAUCUCUUAAAAGCUGUUCUCCCUCACAGUGCAAGUAACUUUGGAAGGGCUAUUGUGAUGCCAAAUCUGAAGCCACCCAUCACUACCACAGCUGCUGCUGUGGCUUAUCGAGAUUCAAUCUUGAAAGCGUUACCGUCCAAUAGCAACUUUGUUCCUCUUAUGACCCUUUAUUUGACAGAUACAAUGAGCCCCAACGAGAUCAAGCUUGCAAGAAGAAGUGGGGCCGUUUAUGCUGUAAAAUUGUAUCCUGCUGGUGCUACAACCAAUUCCCAAGAUGGUGUUACAGAUCUUUUCGGGAAGUGUCUACCUGUUCUUGAGGAGAUGGUUGAACAGGAUAUGCCUCUGUUGGUUCAUGGUGAGGUAACAAAUCCUGAUGUUGACAUGUUUGAUCGUGAGAAGGUCUUCAUUGAAACUGUAUUGAAACCCCUGAUUGAGAGGCUUCCAAAACUGAAGGUGGUGAUGGAGCAUAUUACUACUGCCGAUGCUGCUAAGUUUGUUCAGUCUUGUGAACACGGACUUUUAGCAGCAACAGUCACUCCACAACAUCUUCUUCUGAACAGGAAUUCUCUUUUUCAAGGAGGAUUGCAGCCACAUAAUUACUGUCUUCCAGUACUCAAGAGAGAGACUCACAGGCAGGCAAUUGUGUCCGCUGUGACCAGUGGAAGUAAAAAAUUUUUCCUUGGAACCGAUAGUGCUCCACACGAGAGACGAAGGAAAGAAUGUUCUUGUGGUUGUGCUGGUAUAUACAGUGCCCCUAUCGCCUUAUCAUUAUAUGCAAAGGUGUUUGAAGAGGUGGGUGCUCUUGAUAAAUUAGAAGCAUUCACAAGUUUCAAUGGACCAGACUUCUAUGGGCUCCCCAGAAACACGUCAAAAAUUACACUGCACAAGGCUCCAUGGCAGGUUCCAAAGUCUUUUUCAUUUCCCUUUGGAGAUAUUGUUCCAAUGUUUGCAGGUGAGACACUUGAGUGGCAGCCAUGCUUCAAUUGAGACUAACAAGUCCCAAUGUUGCUUACUUACACAAUAACACCACAUUCUACGCAUAUCCUCCAUUCACUGAUUAGCUAGACUGAUGUUGAUUUCCCACAAUUAGAACUUUUUAGUGUUGGAUUAUUUAUGUAUGAUCCCUCCCAUCUUUGAAAUAAAAUCAUGAAGAACUUUUGAUUUGAAUGAUAUUCACAAGAAGUUGAUGUUUGAUAUUGUUGGUUUGGUAA
Molecule: messenger RNA, 1585 nt
Organism: Benincasa hispida (wax gourd)
Lineage: Eukaryota; Viridiplantae; Streptophyta; Magnoliopsida; Cucurbitales; Cucurbitaceae
Product: dihydroorotase, mitochondrial-like
Biological process (GO): pyrimidine nucleotide biosynthetic process; 'de novo' pyrimidine nucleobase biosynthetic process
Cellular component (GO): cytoplasm; chloroplast
Molecular function (GO): dihydroorotase activity
Source: RefSeq, a predicted model, not a curated record